AUGAGCUCGUCGGUGUUGUCCACCACAGCGCCCUUCCGGGCAGCUGCCCGGCAGAAAUACUUCCCUCUGGCGAUUCGAGCCUACUCAGGCGUAGCGGCCAGUCGCCUACACCCUUCUCACAGUAAACAAGUCACGCCCGUCGCCUACGCCUACGUCUCAAAACGAUCCAUCUCCUCGACCCAGCAGAACCGAACCGAGGAAUACUUCCCAUCGCCCGAGACCCCUGGUGUCAAAGAAGUGCAAGCAUGGGCUCACCCAGUGUACACCGUAGAGCAAAUGCGCAAUGUUGCAGUCGCCCACCGGGAUGCGAGAAACUGGUCCGAUAAGGUCGCCCUCGGUACAAUGCGUGUUUUCCGUUGGGGCAUGGACUUCGUCACUGGAUACAAACACCCCCGUCCAGAGGCUAAACAUCCCGAAAGAUUCAACUUGACUCCCAAGCAAUGGAUGAACCGGUUUAUCUUCCUCGAGAGCGUGGCAGGCGUCCCCGGCAUGGUCGGCGGUAUGCUGCGCCAUCUCCACAGUCUGCGACGCAUGAAGAGAGAUAACGGAUGGAUCGAAACCCUUCUCGAGGAAGCUUUCAAUGAGCGCAUGCACCUGCUCACCUUCCUCAAGAUGGCUGAACCGGGCUGGCUCAUGCGCCUCAUGGUCCUCGGCGCCCAGGGUGUCUUCUUCAACGGAUUCUUCCUCUCCUACUUAAUCUCUCCGCGUAUCUGCCACCGGUUUGUCGGAUAUCUCGAGGAAGAAGCCGUCAUUACGUACAGCCGGGUGAUCAAGGACAUGGAAAACGGACAACUGCCCGAGUGGGAUAACCUGGAGGCCCCGGAUAUCGCAGUUCGGUACUGGAAAAUGCCUGAAGGCAACCGCAAGAUGAAGGAUCUCAUCCUAUACAUCCGGGCCGAUGAGGCGAAGCACCGCGAGGUCAACCACACAUUGGGCAACUUGGACCAGAAGGGGGAUCCCAACCCUUAUAUGACCGAGUACAAAGAUCCAACAAAGGAUCAUCCCACAGAGGGAAUUGAGAACCUCAGAGCAACAGGAUGGGAACGCGACGAGAUCUUUUUCAAGCCUCAGGAGCAAAAGUAG
Penicillium chermesinum is the source of this 1083-nucleotide messenger RNA. Its product is annotated as alternative oxidase. Gene Ontology annotation, biological process: alternative respiration. Gene Ontology annotation, cellular component: mitochondrion. Lineage: Eukaryota; Fungi; Ascomycota; Eurotiomycetes; Eurotiales; Aspergillaceae. Bases 1 to 1083 code for a protein of 360 amino acids. The transcript is spliced from 3 exons. Gene Ontology annotation, molecular function: alternative oxidase activity. The record is from RefSeq and is a predicted model, not a curated record.